Messenger RNA from Camponotus floridanus (Florida carpenter ant), 1403 nucleotides. It is a transcript of the gene Ass, whose product is annotated as argininosuccinate synthase. The transcript is spliced from 8 exons. Gene Ontology annotation, biological process: L-arginine biosynthetic process; urea cycle. Gene Ontology annotation, molecular function: argininosuccinate synthase activity; ATP binding. The record is from RefSeq and is a predicted model, not a curated record. Gene Ontology annotation, cellular component: cytoplasm. NCBI's taxonomy places the organism in Eukaryota, Metazoa, Arthropoda, Insecta, Hymenoptera, Formicidae. The coding region runs from base 95 to 1339 and encodes 414 amino acids.
GUUAACUCUGUACUGUCUCAACAACUGUUCUUUACUGUUAGAUCGUUUAGAAUUUUUUUGUUUAAUUUCUACUUAAAAUACAAAACUGUAAAAGAUGGCAGAUUUGAAGAAAAAGGUGAUUCUAGCAUAUAGCGGUGGUCUAGACACCUCCUGCAUAUUGUUUUGGUUGAAGAAGAAAGGAUUUCAAGUUAUAGCUUACGUGGCGAAUAUUGGGCAAGAUGAAGAUUUCGACGCGGUUAGAGAAAAGGCACUUAAAAUUGGUGCUAUUAAGGUUGUGAUAGACGAUCUUAAAGAAGUAUUUGUUACUUCUUAUGUAUGGCCCGCCGUGGCUUGUGGCUUGCUCUACGAGGGAAGAUACCUUCUAGGCACUUCCGUAGCACGUCCAUGCAUCAGCCAGGGUUUGGUCAAACUCGCGAAAGCCGAAGGCGCCAAUAUAAUAGCGCACGGAGCAACUGGAAAAGGAAAUGAUCAAGUUCGCUUCGAGUUGAGCUGCUACAGUCUUUACCCUGAUAUUACGGUUUUAGCUCCAUGGAGGGAACGCGAAUUUUACGAGAAAUUUCAAGGAAGAUCAGACUUAUUGGAGUAUGCGCGACAAAAUGAUAUACCGAUCUCAGCAACACCGAAGGAACCGUGGAGCACUGAUGCUAAUCUUGUUCACAUUAGUUAUGAAUCAGGGGUGUUGGAAAAUCCUGCCACUCCGGCACCGAAAGAGCUUUAUAAAAUGACUGUUGAUCCGAUAAAUUCUUGUUUAGAUGCAGAGGAGAUUGAAAUUAGUUUUGCGAAAGGAUACCCGAUCAAUGUGAAAAGUCUGAAAGAUAACAAAAUAUACGAUACUCCUCUAGCGAUAAUCGAAUAUCUGAAUAAGAUUGGAGGUUCGCAUGGUAUUGGGAGAAUAGAUAUCGUGGAAAAUCGAUACAUCGGAUUAAAGUCUCGGGGAAUUUACGAGUCGCCGGGCGCCAAAAUCUUGCACGUCGCGCAUCAAGACUUAGAAGUGUUCAUCUUGGACCGUGAAAUUCUGAGAAUCAAAUCGUAUCUGACGAACAAGAUGUCGGAUUACGUUUAUAAUGGUUUCUGGUUUUCGCCCGAAUGCGAAUUUGUACGAGAAAGCAUCCAACAUUCCCAAAAAUACGUAAACGGUGUAGUGAGACUGCAAUUGUACAAAGGAAAUGUUAUGGCGAUCGGUAGAUCGAGUGAAGUUUCAUUGUACAACGAGAAUCUAGUGUCAAUGGACGUGCAAGGUGAUUUCGAGCCCGCGGAUGCUACUGGAUUUAUUCGCAUACAAGCUCUAAGAUUGCGAGAGUUUCAUCGUUUUAAUAGCAAUAAACAACACAAUGUCUAACAGCAGCAAGAAUUUAUUGCGAGUUUUGUUUGUUUCUCAAUAAAAGGUGCGAUAUUAAUUUUAA